Molecule: messenger RNA, 1095 nt
Organism: Stegodyphus dumicola
Lineage: Eukaryota; Metazoa; Arthropoda; Arachnida; Araneae; Eresidae
Product: phytanoyl-CoA dioxygenase domain-containing protein 1-like
Source: RefSeq, a predicted model, not a curated record
CUCUGAUUGGUUUCCUCCGUGCCUACCGUGCGUUUUUAAAUUCCCGCUGUUUUUGGAACGCAUUAUUGCACGUAUUCGGUCCUGGAGAAAUUCAUCUUUUAGUUAGUUGUAUUUGACGUUUUAAAAGAUGGAUUAUGAAGUGCUUUAUGCUAAGUAUCUACAAGAUGGAUGUUUGAAAAUAGAAAAUUUCCUCUCGCUUGACGAAGUGGAGGAAUUAAAGAAAGGUGUAGCGGAUGUCGUUGAAAAUAUACCUGAUGAAAGCGCUCGUGUGUUUUCUGUAUAUGGAGCUGGAAAACAAAGAAAAGCUGAUGAAUAUUUUAUAAGCUCUGGGGACAAAAUCGGGUAUUUCUUCGAAAAUGAUGCAUUCGAUAAAGAUGGAAAGCUACUGAUGGAUAAGAAGCAAGCCUUGAACAAAGUUGGUUAUGCUCUGCAUUGGUGGAAUCCAAUAUUUAAGAAGCAUAAUUUCAGUCUAAAAGUAAAGGACUUAUUACGUAACUUUAAGUACAAAGAUCCAGUAGUCACUCAAAGUAUGAUCAUUUUUAAGAAACCAAAAAUUGGAGAAAUAGUUCGACCUCAUCAAGAUUCCACAUUUUUAUACACUGAACCUCCAACCUGCAUAGGGCUUUGGUUUCCUCUAGAGGAUGCUACUGUAGAAAAUGGUUGUCUAUGGUUUGUUCCAGGAUCUCAUAAAGAUCCUGUUCAUCAACGGUUUGUCAGAAAUCCAGAUGGAGAGCCCUUGUUAAUUCUUCGAGGAGAGUUACCUCAUUAUGAUGAUGACCAAUAUGUUCCAGCCCCAGCUAAGAAAGGGGAUUGCGUCGUAAUACAUGGAUCUGUUGUACAUAAAAGCGGGAGAAAUACUACAAAUGUUGCUCGAACUGUAUACACAUACCACAUGGUUGAAAAAGAUGCUGAAUGGAGCAAAGAAAACUGGAUUCAACCAACAGAAGUACUACCAUUCCCUUCAGUCUACGCAAAUUAAGGGGAGAAAAAUCUACGAAAAGAAUAUCAUUUAUAAGAAUGUAGUAAUAUCGUAAAUGGACAUGCAUUUUAUUUUUUUAUUUUUAUUAGUAAUUCAAUAAAAGGUAAAAUUUUCAA